AUGGCAAGUCCAAUUUUAAAAAAUGGGUUAAAAUUGAAUAAUAUAUCUAAUGACUCUGACUCUAAUAACGAAAUAAAAAAUGAACAAAAUAAUGUAGAUAACUUAAAAGAUAAUCCUUAUAGUCGCCUAAUAGCUCUACAAAAUAUGGGAGUAAUUAAUGAUUAUAACAAAAUAAAAAAUUUUAGUUUAGUAAUUAUUGGAGUUGGAGGAAUAGGUUCUAUUUCAGCAGAAAUGUUAGUACGGUGUGGUAUUGGUAAAUUAGUUAUUUUUGAUUAUGAUAAGGUAGAACUUGCAAAUAUGAAUAGAUUAUUUUAUACACCUAAACAAAAGGGGAUUGAUAAAGUCCAAGCUUGCAUUGAAACUUUGAAAGUGAUCAAUCCUGAUAUUGAUAUCAUUGGAUACAAUUUAAAUAUAUGCACAAAUACUGAUAAAUUUUCUGAAAUUCUGAAAACAUCUAGUAAGACUAAAUCACUAGUUGAUUUGGUUAUAUCUUGUGUAGACAAUUAUGCAGCAAGAAUAACAAUAAGUCAGAUAUGUAAUCAACAUGGAAUUGUAUGGUUUGAAUCAGGAAUAUCAGAAAAUGCAGUAUCUGGCCAUAUACAAAUAAUUAUUCCUGGGAAAACUGCUUGUUAUUCAUGUGUUCCACCUCUUAUUACCUGUUUAGAUAAAGAUGAGACAAAUAUUAUAAGAAAUGGCACGUGUGCAGCAUCAUUACCAACUACUUGUAGUAUUAUUGCUGGUCUAUUAAUAAAUAAUUGUCUUAAAUAUCUUCUUAAUUUUGGUGAACUCUCCUUUUUCUUAGGUUAUAAUGCUCUUUCUGAUUUUUUCCCAAGGUAUAUGAUAGCAUCAAAUCCAGAUUGUUGUGAUAAAUGGUGUAGAUAUAGACAGAAAUUAAAUAGUGAUCUAAAAGUUACUGAAAAAAUAUCUGAUCAUUUAACAAAUUCUGAUGAAUCUCAAAGUUCUAAUUUAUUUGGGAUACAAAUUUUAGAAUCUUCUUGUGAUCAUUCUCAAAGAGAUCAAUUUAAUUAUACUCCUAAUCAAUUAAUUACUGAACAUCUACAGGAUAUUUCCGUAUCAGAAUUAAUGAAAAAGUUAAGUGACAUAACAGAAUUAGAUAUCUAA
Molecule: messenger RNA, 1122 nt
Organism: Cryptosporidium muris RN66
Lineage: Eukaryota; Apicomplexa; Conoidasida; Eucoccidiorida; Cryptosporidiidae
Product: thif family protein
Exons: 1
Coding region: 1-1122 (373 amino acids)
Biological process (GO): protein ufmylation
Cellular component (GO): cytosol; cytoplasm
Molecular function (GO): UFM1 activating enzyme activity
Source: RefSeq, a predicted model, not a curated record